UAUGGGCCUGACGUAAAUGGUAUACAGAAUCUUGAACGAUUCCUUACUGAAGUAUCGGAAUGCUGUCCGUAGGUUUGCCAGACGCCGUAUGCUGCAGCAGUUAUCUGAUUGAUGUGCGCCUCAGGAGAUAUGCUCGGUGUUAUACUCACCCCCAGAUCUUUUUCCUUGAGUGAGGUUUGCAGUCUUUGGCCAUCUAGACUAUAUUGUGUCUGCGGUCUUCUUUGCCCUUCCCCAAUCUUCAUGACUUUGCAUUUGGCAGGGUUAAACUCAAGGAGCCAGUUGCUGGACCAGGCUUGUAGCCUGUCCAGGUCUCUUUGUAGUCCUGCCUGACCCUCAUCCGAUUUGAUUCUUCUCAUUAACUUCACAUCAUCUGCAAACAAGGACACUUCUGAGUCUAGCCCUUUCGUUAUGUCAUUCACAUAUACCAAAAACAGCACAGGUCCUAGGACUGACCCCUGUGGAACCCCGCUUGUCACAGGCGCCCACUCUGACACCUCGUCACGUACCAUGACUCGUUGUUGCCUCCCUGUCAGGUAUUCUCUGAUCCAUUGCAGUGCCUUUCCUGUUAUGUGUGCCUGAUCCUCUAGCUUUUACAGUAACCUCUUGUGAGGAACUAUGUCGAAGGCCUUCUUGCAGUCCAAAAAAAAUGCAGUCGAUCCACCCCAUCCACUUCUGUCACCUUGUCAUAAAACUCCAGUAGGUUUGUGACACAGGAUUUUCCUUCCCUGAAACCGUGCUGGUUGUCAAUUAUACACUUGUUUCUUUCCAGGUGCUCCACCACUCUCCUCCUGAUGAUCUUCUCCAUGACUUUGCAUACUAUACAUGUUAUUGAUACAGGUCUGUAGUUUAGUGUCUCAUGUCUGUCUCCCUUUUUAAAAACUGGGACUACAUUUGCCAUCUUCCAUACGUCAGGGAGUUGCCCAGUUUCAACGGAUGUAUUGAAGAUCUUUGUUAAUGGCACACACAGCAUCUCUGCUCCCUCUCUAAGGACCCACGGAGAGAUGUUGUCUGGUCCCACAGCCUUUGAGGUGUCAAGUUCACAUAGCUUCUUCACCUCCUCCUUGGUUAUGUGUACCUCAUCCAGCACUUGUUGGUGUACCCCCCUGUUCUGAUUUCCUGGAGUCCUACUGGUUUCCACUGUAAAUACUUCUUUAAAUCUCGUGUUGAGCUCCUCACAUACCUCUCGGUCGUUUCUUGUGAACUCCCCAUCACCCUUCCUCGGUCUGAUUACCUGGUCCUUGACUGUUGUUUUCCUCCUGAUGUGGCUAUAUAACAGCUUUGGGUCAAACUUGACUUUCGAUGCUAUGUCAUUUUCAUAUUGUUGCUGAGCCUCCCUUCUUAUCUGUGCAUAUUUGUUUCUGGCUCUUCGGCUAAUCUCUUUAUUUUCCUGAGUUCUCUGUCUUCUGUACCUUUUCCAUUAAUUUACACCUAGUUUUUGCCUCCCUACACCUUUGGGUGAACCAAGGACUCGUUCUGUUCUUCCCAUUAUUUCUGUUUCCCUUGGGAACAAACCUCUCCUCCGCCUCCUUGCAUUUUGUUGCCACAUAGUCCAUCAUUUCUUGUACUGGUUUCCCUGUCAGUUCCCACUCCCACUGAAUGUCUUGCAGGAAGUUCCUCAUGCCUGAGUAGUUCCCCCUUUUCUAGUUUGGUUUUUCCCAUCCUAUUCCUGCUACUCUCUCUCCACUUGAAGCUCAACUAUGUAGUCAAAUCACAGAACCACAUGAUCACUAGCUCCUAGGGGCCUUUCAUACAUGAUAUCCUCGAUGUCCGAACUACUCAAGGUGAAUACAAGGUCCAGUCUUGCUGGAUCAUUCUCACCUCUCUCUCUGGUAGUGUCUCUAACAUGUUGAUGCAUGAGGUUUUCCAGUACCACAUCCAUCAUCUUGGCUCUCCAUGUUUUGGGACCCCCGUGGGGCUCCAGGUUUUCCCAGUCAAUCUCCUUGUGAUUGAAAUCACCCAUAACCAGUAACUUUGCUUCCCCCAUGUGUGCUCUUCUGGCCAUCUCGACUAGUGUGUCGACCAUUGCUCUGUUGCUCUCAUCGUAUUCUUCUCUUGGCCUCCUGUAGUUCUGUGGUGGGUUGUACAUUACUGCAAUUAUCACCUUAUGUCCCUCAGACUGGAUUGUUCCUACUAAGUAGUCCUUUUUGCCAGUGCCAUCCAUUCCUUCCAUUUUCUCAAAACCCCACUGGUUUUUAAUGAGCAGUGCAACUCCUCCUCCCCCUCUCCUCCCUCUGUCUUUCCUGAGGAUUUGAUAUCCGGGUGGAAAGAUUGCAUCUGUUAUUAUUCUGGUGAGUUUUGUUUCUGUGAGGGCUAUUAUGUCUGGGGAUGUCUCCUUGAUUCUUUCAUGCCACUCCUCACACUUAUUUGUUAUUCCAUCUGCAUUUGUAUACCACGCCUUCAACUUCUUUUCUAAGACUGUGGUCUGGGGGUAUAUUGGGGUUGGGGAAGUGGGAGACCUGAUAAGGAACUAUGGGUGGUUGCUGUGGGGGUGGCAUUUGUAAUGCAGUGAGUGGGGGCAUUGGAUAUGGCAUGGGUGUUUUGGUUUAGAAUGUUUGGUUGCAUUGGGGUUGACCUGGUUGGGAGGCUUCUAUAGGAAGUUGUGAGGGAGGCUGAAUUUGAUCUUCCUGGGUCUGGGAUCUCCAGUCUGUCUCCUCCAUCCCCUCUCUUUCCUCCUUUUGCCUUUGUACCAUCUCUCUCAGUUUCUGCCUUUCUUCUUGUGUUCUGUCGCGGUCGAGAUACACCUUCCUGUAUGCCGGCAUGUCCCUUAAUCUUGCCUUCUCCUGCAGGAUCCUGUUCCAAGUCGAUUCUGCCUUGAAAGUCACUUUCACUGGCUGGGUUCUUCUUCUUGCAAACCCCCCUUUUCUCCGAAAAUUUUACAGCUGGGUUAUGUCAUCUUCUCCUAUUGCUUUUGUGAUGCUUUCAAUUGCUUUUUUUUUCCUUGUUUUCUUGCUUCAUAUGUUUCCCCUUCAACUUCCUGGAGCCCAUACACAAAGACUGACCUCUCCCUUUCAUUCUCCCAGUGUGUAUCCUUGUGUAUCCACUCAUUGAGUUUAAUUUGUGUGUGUGUGUGUGUGUGUGUGUGUGUGUGUGUGUGUGUGUGUGUGUGUGUGUGUGUGCGUGCGUGCGUGCGUGCGUGCUUGUGUGUAUGCAUAUAUUUAUACGCUCGUGUGCAUGUGUCUGUGCGUGCGCCCUCGUGUGUGUAUGUGUGUGCGCACGCGCUCGUGUGGGUGUAUGACCCACUUAAUAUUUGUAUUUAUAACUCAUUACAAUUGUGACCAGGUGUGGACGUAUCAGUGGCUCAUUACUUUGUAAUUUGUCCAUGACUGUAACCAUGUAUAGGAGUGAGGAUGAUUCAUUACCUUUGUAACUUGCCAUGAUUGUGACCAGAUCUACCUGGAGUUCAUUACCUUUGUAACUAGUUCAGCUAUCAUAACUUUGGGGUCCAGUCCCUGGACCCAUUAUGUACCUUUGUAAUCUUUUGACUACCACCCACAGGAUGGGUAUGGGGUGCACAAUAAACAUAUUAAACUAACUAAACAACAUCCAAACUUUUCCUAAUAUGUUCAUUUUUCCCCUAUAAUCUACCUUGUCUGUAAUUACUAUCGUAUUUACUUUGUCUGUUUUCGUAAAGUGAAGUCUAUGGUCUUUCUUUAAUUCAUGGUAUAACUUAACAAAUCUUUGAGGACAAUUGUGUUACAGAGGUCUGAGCUUCGUUCAGACAUGUUUCUUUCGUUCUGCUUGGUGAUCUUGCAUUUUGUAUAGUAUUUCUUGAGUUCUUCAUUCUUACCAUAUCUAAGCAGUUGGAACCUGUCACCACUGAAGGUCAUGGUCCACACUUCAUAUUGGUCAAUACUAUGUGUUGCUCCACAGUACAUGUUGCUUCACACUAAAUGUAGGUAUCCUGUAGUAACCAUUGUGGUCCCUCCUUCUCACACGUCAGGUCUAGCCUGGGAUCCAGCAGUGAUCAUUGUGGUCCCUCUCACACAUCAGGUCUAGCCUAGGAUCCAGCAGUGACCAUUGUGGUCCCUCUCACACAUCAGAUCUAGCCUGCGAUCCAGUAGUGACCAUGAUGGUUCCUCUCACACGUCAGGUCUAGCCUGGGAUCCAGCAGUGACCAUUGUGGUCCCUCUCACACGUCAGGUCUAACCUGGGAUCCAGCAGUGACCAUUGUGGUUCCACACACACGUCAGGUCUAGCCUGGGAUCCAGUAGUGACCACUGUGGUCCCUCUCACACGUCAGGUCUAGCCUGGGAUCCAGCAGUGACCAUUGUGGUCCCUAUCACACGUCAGAUCUAGCCUGGGAUCCAGCAGUGACCAUUGUGGUCCCUCUCACACGUCAGGUCUAGCCUGGGAUCCAGCAGUGACCAUUGUGGUCCCUCUCACACGCCAGGUCUAGCCUAGGAUCCAGCAGUGACCAAUGUGGUCCCUCACACGUCAGGUCGUUGCGUGCGUGCGUGCGUGCGUGCGUGUGUGCGUGUGUGCGUGUGUGUGUGUGUGUGUGUGUGUGUGUGUGUGUGUGUGUGUGUGUGUGUGUGUGUGUGUGUGUGUGUGUGUGUGUGUGGUGUGUGUGUCUCAACAAUCAAUAUUUGCACCAAUAACUCAUUACAGUUGUGACCGGGUGUGGAAGUGUGAAUUGCUCAUUACACUAUAAUUUGUUCAUGAUUGUAGCCAUGUAUAAACGUAAGUAACCAUUCUACAGAAUUCAUUACCUUUGUAACUUGUGAGCUCAUUACCUUUGUACCUAGUUCAGCUAUCAAAACUUUGGGGGCCCAGUCCCUGGACCCAUUACGUACCUCUGUAAUCUGUAAAUACCUUUGUAACUUGUCAUGAUUGUGACCAGACCUACCUGGCGUUCAUUACCUUUGUAAAUUGUGAGUUCAUUACCUUUGUAAAUUGUGAGUUCAUUACCUUUGUAAAUUGUGAGUUCAUUACCUUUGUAAAUUGUGAGUUCAUUACCUCUGUAACUUGCUCAGCUAUCAAAACUUUGGAGUCCAGUCCCUGGACCAAUUAUGUAUCUCUGUAAUCUUUUGACUACCACCCAUAGGAUGGGUAUGGGGUGCAUAAUAAACAUAGUAAACUAACUAACUAACAGGUCUAGCCUGGGAUCCAGUAGUGGCCACUGUGGUCCCUCUCACACGUCAGGUUUAGCCUGGGAUCCAGUAGUGACCAUUGUGGUCACGUCUUGUGCUAAGCUUCCUCAGAGAUUACUGUCACUACACAAGGUGGUGUAGGAGUGAGGACACACGUUAGCGGCGUCUUUACUGUAUUGUCACGCCUUCAGUUUAAUCUUAAGCACAAAGAAACAGCGUUAGACUCAGCUCAUGUGACCUACACAUGCGAGCAUUGCAUGUGACCUCUCUUCAGGGUAUAUAAGAGGAGGUUCUGACUCACCUGUGCUCACACCUUCCCACUCGCUGAGAACUAAGGCUGGUCCUUCUUAAGCUGGUUAUGACGAUGAUGCUGAAGGAAAUAUUUGUGUGUGUAUCAGUGGUGAUGUCAGCUGCUGCUGCCAUGCCUCCACCAGGAGCAGCUUCAGGAGUGCCACCAGCACCAGCAGCAAAGUCAACAGCAGCAGCAAAGUCACCAGCAGCAGUGCCGCCAGCGUCACCCUACACACCGCCCCUCUCAAUGAUUAGUGCCUUCAUCCCCACCGCUAAGGAGAUCGCAGACCUUCAGGCUCUCAACACCACACCUGCCCCAGGAUUGCUGCCCGCUGCACCUGCUCUAGGAGGUCUCCCCGCUGCACCUGCCUUAGGAGGUCUUCCUGCUGCACCUGCUUUAGGAGGUCUUCCCGGUGCACCUGCUCUAGGAAGUCUCCCCGCUGCAGCUGCUCCCUCCUCACUUUUGAUUCCCACCAUGCCUCCUGCAGUUGCAAAGUUGGUUGCAAAAUACCAAGCUGCAGCUGCAGCUUUCUCCCCGACCUUACCUGCGCCAGUUUAGGCUCACUGAAGGUCAAGUAACAUCUUUUGGAGGCACCUCGACGUAUCUUAAGUCACUUGAGAUCAUUUGGAUCCAGCUGGGGUCGUCUGAAGCCAACUGAUGUAUGAAGUUCUCUGAGGCCACCUGUGCCACCAUCUGAGGUUUUGCCGUGGGUCGAGCGCUAGCUGUUGGACCGCUCUGUACUUUAAAUAAUUGGUGUGCCUUAAUACUCCCUCUCCUUUUGGGCUGUCAUAUCUGUUUUUUAUAUAAGUUUGGCUUGAAACUAAACGAGACAUUUUUUAUCUGAAUUUUGACUCUUGGCUCAUAAAUAACAUAUAAAUAAAGACUCUAU
Molecule: messenger RNA, 6271 nt
Organism: Cherax quadricarinatus
Lineage: Eukaryota; Metazoa; Arthropoda; Malacostraca; Decapoda; Parastacidae
Source: RefSeq, a predicted model, not a curated record